This is a messenger RNA of Piliocolobus tephrosceles (Ugandan red Colobus), 1359 nucleotides long. RefSeq names its product heterogeneous nuclear ribonucleoprotein A1-like. The coding region runs from base 65 to 1027 and encodes 320 amino acids. Gene Ontology annotation, cellular component: catalytic step 2 spliceosome. The transcript has a single exon. Gene Ontology annotation, biological process: mRNA splicing, via spliceosome. Lineage: Eukaryota; Metazoa; Chordata; Mammalia; Primates; Cercopithecidae. Gene Ontology annotation, molecular function: mRNA 3'-UTR binding. The record is from RefSeq and is a predicted model, not a curated record.
CCUGCUUUCUGCCCGUGGACGCCGCCGAAGAAGCAUCGUUAAAGUCUCUCUUCUCCCUGCCAUCAUGUCUAAGUCAGAGUCUCCUAAAGAGCCCGAACAGCUGAGGAAGCUCUUCAUUGGAGGGUUGAGCUUUGAAACAACCGAUGAGAGCCUGAGGAGCCAUUUUGAGCAAUGGGGAACGCUCACGGACUGUGUGGUAAUGAGAGAUCCAAACACCAAGCGUUCCAGGGGCUUUGGGUUUGUCACAUAUGCCACUGUGGAGGAGGUGGAUGCAGCUAUGAAUGCAAGGCCACACAAAGUGGACGGAAGAGUUGUGGAACCAAAGAGAGCUGUCUCAAGAGAAGAUUCUCAAAGACCAGGUGCCCACUUAACUGUGAAAAAGAUAUUUGUUGGUGGCAUUAAAGAAGACACUGAAGAACAUCACCUAAGAGAUUAUUUUGAACAGUAUGGGAAAAUUGAAGUGAUUGAAAUCAUGACCGACCGAGGCAGUGGCAAGAAAAGGGGCUUUGCCUUUGUAACCUUUGAUGACCAUGACUCCGUGGAUAAGAUUGUCAUUCAGAAAUACCAUACUGUGAAUGGCCACAACUGUGAAGUUAGGAAAGCCCUGUCAAAGCAAGAGAUGGCUAGUGCUUCAUCCAGCCAAAGAGGUCGAAGUGGUUCUGGAAAGUUUGGUGGUGGUCGUGGAGGUGGUUUCGGUGGGAAUGACAACUUCGGUCAUGGAGGAAACUUCAGUGGUCGUGGUGGCUUUGGUGGCAGCCAUGGUGGUGGUGGAUAUGGUGGCAGUGGGGAUGGCUAUAAUGGAUUUGGUAAUGAUGGAAGCAAUUUUGGAGGUGGUGGAAGCUACAAUGAUUUUGGCAAUUACAACAAUCAGUCUUCAAAUUUUGGACCCAUGAAGGGAGGAAAUUUUGGACGCAGAAGCUCUGGCCCCUAUGGCGGUGGAGGCCAAUACUUUGCAAAACCACGAAACCAAGGUGGCUAUGGCGGUUCCAGCAGCAGCAGUAGCUAUGGCAGUGGCAGAAGAUUUUAAUUAGGAAACAAAGCUUAGCAGGAGAGGAGAGCCAGAGAAGUGACAGGGAAGCUACAGGUUACAACAGAUUUGUGAACUCAGCCAAGCACAGUGGUGGCAGGGCCUAGCUGCUACAAAGAAGACAUGUUUUAGACAAAUACUCAUGUGUAUGGGCAAAAAACUCGAGGACUGUAUUUGUGACUAAUUGUAUAACAGGUUAUUUUAGUUUCCGUUCUGUGGAAAGUGUAAAGCAUUCCAACAAAGGGUUUUAAUGUAGAUUUUUUUUUUGCACCCAUGCUGUUGAUUGCUAAAUGUAAUAGUCUGAUCGUGACGCUGAAUAAAUGUCUUUUUUU